GGAGCAUACCAGCUUUUGGUGUGUCAAUUAAUGUCACUCUAUAAUUGCUUAAGAAAGGGCACUUCUUCUUUGCGAUGCUUAUUCAUGGCUGAAAAUAUAUCAUUGUUUCAACUUAAAAGAGAUAUCAAAGCAUUAUAUAUUUGAGAUCGAUACACUCUUUCACUCAGAUUUAAUUCCCUCUAAGCGUCCAUGGCUUCACAUAACCCAGCGGUGAAGAUACUAGAGACAGUCCGAGUUAGCCCUUUUACCAAUUCUCCCACUCAUUUCUCUCUUACUCUCACUUCCCUUGACGCUAUGGUGUUAAAAUUUCCUCCCGUGGAGACUCUGCUCUUUUAUCAACUCACUGCCUCAACCCUUCUUCGCUUCAACUCAGAAAUCCUUCCCAAACUCAUACAUUCACUCUCUCUCACCCUUCAACACUAUCUCCCUCUCGCUGGAAAGCUCACAUGGCCUCCACAUGCUCACCUACCUAUCAUCUCCUACGCACCCCAUGACGCUGUUUCUUUUCUUGUCGCUGAAGCUAACUUAGACUUUAACCGUCUCUCAGCCGAUGAUAUUCGUGAGUCUCCCGAGUCACGUUGUUUAGUACCAGAGUUGUUGUCAUCUGACGAGGUUGCAUCAAUCAUGGCUCUACAAAUAACCUUGUUUCCUAAUCAAGGGUUUUGCAUUGGCAUCACUACACACCAUGCAGUUGUGGACGGCAGCACUGCAAUCGCUUUCAUGAAAUCCUGGGCUUAUCUAUGCACGCAACUGGUAGUGGGCAAACAACACCCUUCUUUGUUGCCUGAACUGAUCCCAUUCUUUGAUCGGAGGGUUCUCGAGGACCUAACUGGAUUCAAGGCGUCUAAUAUUUUUGAAUUCAAACAACGAAGCUUGAAGUUGAAAGACGAUUUAGGAGUGAAGAACAACUCAGUUCGAGCCACGCUGAAGCUGAGUCAUGAAGAUAUAAAGAACCUUAAAGAAAAGAUAUUGUCAAAACUGCAAGAAAAAAUACCCACCAAACAGCUGAAUUUAUCCACUUUUGUGGUAACAUAUGCAUAUGUUUUAGUUUGUCUCGUGAAAGCAAGACAGAUGGAAGAUAACAAAAACGUCAACUUUUUAUUUCAAGUGGAUUGCAGAAGUCGUCUCGAUCCUCUGCUUCUUGCAAAUUACUUCGGCAACUGUAUUCUUGCUCGCGACGCAUCCGUGAAAGCCAGUGUUUUCAAGGAGGAAAACGGGGUUACAAAUAUCGCGGAGAAAAUCAAUGACAUGGUAAGAGAUAUUAGUGAGAAAGGACCCCUUGACGGUGUGGUGGAUCGUUGCAAAAGGAUACAAAAUAUUGUGGAAGCAGGGGAAGAGUUCAUAAGGAUUGGUGGGUCGACCCGAUUCAAGUUUUAUGGAGUUGAUUACGGGUGGGGAAAACCAAAGAAAGUAGAGAUAAUAUCUAUUGAUAAAACUGGAGCAUUUACUAUGUUGGAGACUGGAGAUGGAAAUGGCGUUGAAAUUGGAAAGGUAUUGAGUAGGCAUGAAAUGGAGACUUUCAAGUCCCUGUUAGUUUCUGGUUUACAGGAUCCUUGAAGUCGACUGUAACAUUGCACUGUUCCUCCAUUUCAUUUUUAUAUUUUAAUUAAUGUUAUAAUAAGUUGGACGUCUCCUAGGCCUCUCCGGCCCGACCCAUUCUAAAAAUGCAAGGCUCAACAAUAAUAUGAUCUACAUUCGUAUA
Mangifera indica (mango) is the source of this 1702-nucleotide messenger RNA. RefSeq names its product phenolic glucoside malonyltransferase 1-like. Bases 190 to 1557 code for a protein of 455 amino acids. The record is from RefSeq and is a predicted model, not a curated record. NCBI's taxonomy places the organism in Eukaryota, Viridiplantae, Streptophyta, Magnoliopsida, Sapindales, Anacardiaceae. The transcript has a single exon.